Iphiclides podalirius (scarce swallowtail) is the source of this 552-nucleotide messenger RNA. NCBI's taxonomy places the organism in Eukaryota, Metazoa, Arthropoda, Insecta, Lepidoptera, Papilionidae. The record is from the annotation of a GenBank genome assembly.
AUGCGCGUGUGGUGCGGGCGGGCGGUCAACAUGCGUGCGCUCUGGCUAGCCGCGGCGGUCGCUAUGGUUGCGCUAGCGGCGGCCGAACCGGCACCGCGGCACUACCCCGCAGAGUGGCGUAGCCGCGACAUCUCGCGGCCCCUCCACGACCUCUUCGAGCCAGAACCGGCCGCGACCGCCCUGCACAAGGAGCGACGCCGCGCGCGCAACAACAAGCGCGCCCACCUGCCCUCCGAGAUAGCGAGCCAGAUGAUGCUCAGGGCGUCCCGCUCGAGCCGCCCCUACGACGUGCCACAGAUCGGUGAGUGCCACUCCCUCUCACCAACAGCGGAUUCAGGAGGCAGCUUCGUGCAUUGCGCUUCACGCGUGAUUCGAAAAGUUGUCGGAAUUAGUUUCGAACGGGUGCAACGGGUUUUGCAUAAUAACAUAUGGUUGGAGCAUGCGUCGCCCCUACAUCGACAUUUAGUAUUCAAUGGCUCAUCUAAAUUCAGGCUGCAUGGAUUAUGUAGGUGUCGAACGCUUGACAACGAGCUGCGGAGGAUGUUACCAGUG